AUGUGUGGAUCUAAAAGUGAUUGCCAUAGUAGGGAGGGGGGUAUUGGGAAAACAGCUCUAGCUCAACAAGUCUACAAUGAUGUGAGAGUCACAAAUUAUUUUGAGGUGAAAGCAUGGGUUUGUGUUUCCGAUGAGUUUGAUGUGCUUGCUAUUACAAAGAGAAUCCUAGAGGCAACCGACUUCCCUUUGUCUUGUGAUGGUAAGGACUUGAAUUGGCUUCAAGAUAAGCUCAAUGAAAACCUUUUUGGGAAGAAGUUUCUUGUCGUGUUAGAUGAUGUUUGGAAUAAAAAAUAUGGAAGCUGGACUAUCCUCUUGAAGCCUCUUCAAUGGGGAGCAAAGGGAAGCAAGAUCAUCAUCACGACUCGCAACCUUAACGUUGCUGCAUUAACCAAUGUGGUGAGAUCCUGCAACUACCGGGUCUCCAAUGAAGGCCAAAUGGCUGCCGAAAAUAGCCUACAAGCUCAUGGCUUGUGGCUGGUUCGGUUCUGGAUAAGCAGGCUGUGGUGCGAGAGGUGGCUGCUUGGAGCUAGGACAGCAGUUGAACACGGGGUGGUGCGGCUGCUGAUGUGGGGAGUGGUGGCUGGUGAAGUUGGCAUUGGGGUUGGCGGUGGAAAUUUUGGUGGUGGUGUGGCUGAGGCGAACCAGCUGGAGGUGGGACGAGCGUGA
Eucalyptus grandis is the source of this 666-nucleotide messenger RNA. Its product is annotated as putative disease resistance RPP13-like protein 1. Gene Ontology annotation, molecular function: ADP binding. Lineage: Eukaryota; Viridiplantae; Streptophyta; Magnoliopsida; Myrtales; Myrtaceae. The record is from RefSeq and is a predicted model, not a curated record. Gene Ontology annotation, biological process: defense response to other organism. The coding region runs from base 1 to 666 and encodes 221 amino acids. The transcript is spliced from 2 exons.